AUGUAUUUUGCGCGUCGCUACAGGCGACCCAUUCUCGCUGAAGUCAUCCAAUGCCUUCCGAACUUUGUGCAAAAACGACCUGGCGACUUCCUCCAAACAUUUAUAACUCUAUCUUUCCUUGACUUUAUCUUUUUUUCUUUCUUUUACAUUGAUUUUCUUUCUUUCUUUCACUUUAUCGUUUUUCUUUCUUUCAUUUUAAUUUUCUUUCUUUUUUUCUCCCUUUCUUUCUUUCACUUUAUCGUUUUUCUUUCUUUAAUUUCAUCUUUCUUUCUUUCCCUCUUUUAUUCUUUCUUUCCCUUCAUUUUUCUUUCUUUCACUUUCUCUCUCUCUCUCUCUCUCAUUCGUUCUUUCUUUCUUUUACUUUAUCUUUCUUUCUUCAUUUUAUCUUUCUUUCUUUCCAUCUUUCAUUCUUUCUUUCACUGUCUUUUUUCUUUCUUUCAUUUUAUCUUUCUUUCCCUUCAUCUUUCUUUCUUUCACUUUCUCUUUCUCUCUCUCAUUCGUUCUUUCUUUCUUUCUUCACCUUAUCUUUUUUUCUUUCUUUAA
Molecule: messenger RNA, 543 nt
Organism: Acanthosepion pharaonis
Lineage: Eukaryota; Metazoa; Mollusca; Cephalopoda; Sepiida; Sepiidae
Source: the annotation of a GenBank genome assembly